Molecule: messenger RNA, 660 nt
Organism: Carlito syrichta (Philippine tarsier)
Lineage: Eukaryota; Metazoa; Chordata; Mammalia; Primates; Tarsiidae
Gene: PLAC8L1
Product: PLAC8 like 1
Exons: 4
Source: RefSeq, a predicted model, not a curated record
AUGAACUGACUUGGAAGUUACUUCUCCAAGUGUCCUGAGGGUGUGUCCUUCCUCAACCCACACUUGCCACUGCUGCUGUCAUCCAUGUCAGCUGAAGAUGGACAACACUUUAUUUCCAGCCUGAGGGACCUUGUGCCAGUCCCGGUGGUGGUGAAGCAGCCUGUCCGGGGAGCCACCAGCAGGACUACUAUCGUGGCAGUUGUCCAGACUGGCGGGAACUGGAGCACCGGCCUCUUCAGUAUCUGCAGAGACAGGAGAAUCUGUUUCUGUGGUCUAUUUUGUCCAACAUGUCUUGAGUGUGCCAUUGCCAGGCAUUAUGGAGAGUGUCUUUGUUGGCCAUUGCUACCUGGGUCCACCUUUGCACUGAGAGUUGGCACAAGGGAGAGACACAAAAUACAGGGCACACUGUGUGAGGACUGGCUGGCGGUGCACUGCUGCUGGCCCUUGUCCGUCUGCCAGGUAGCCCGAGAACUCAAGAUGAGGACCGCCCGGGUCUACGAAAUCUGCACAGUCCCUUCCACUAAGGACACCUUGGCCUGACAGAGCAAGGAAACUUCUCCUUCUCACCCCCCACAGGCUCCUCUCAAGCCCCUCUUAGGAGAAAGAUGGGUUUCCUUUUCACUGAAACCAUAUGAAAAUAAACGACUUCCCCCUGUUGUC